CACACACACACAGCCUAAGUCAUGUUCCGCAAAGAGUGAUAAGAGGGUGCCAGUGGGAUGCUGAUACCGCGGGCACUAGGAGCAAGCAGCCCUUCUUAUCAGCAGAGAUGUCCACACAGAACGUUCCUUUUGCUCUUCAUCAGAACAUAACUCUCUAAGCUCUGAUCCCGCCCAGGCCAUCUCAGCGGAACGACCCAUCCGGAGCUUUGUAAUUUUGUCUCCACUCUGGCUGCUACUAGCUGGGUGCUUUGGGUGAAAUAUGCUUUGGACUUCACUCUCCUUGCCCGAAAACGGCAACGGUAUAUAGCCUCGUCCUGCGGAUUAUGAGGAUGUCCUGAAAUCACAGAGCCUUAUAAAUGGACACGGACAUGGACUACGAAAGACCCAACGUUGAAACCAUCAAGUGCGUGGUCGUGGGCGACAACGCCGUGGGGAAGACUCGCCUGAUCUGUGCCCGGGCGUGCAACACCACACUGACGCAGUACCAGCUGCUGGCCACCCAUGUGCCCACCGUGUGGGCCAUUGACCAGUACCGUGUUUGCCAGGAGGUCCUAGAGCGGUCCAGGGAUGUCGUUGAUGAAGUGAGCAUUUCUCUCAGGCUUUGGGACACUUUCGGAGAUCACCACAAAGACAGGCGUUUCGCAUACGGCAGGUCUGACGUUGUGGUCCUCUGUUUUUCAAUCGCAAAUCCCAACUCCCUAAAUCAUGUGAAGACUAUGUGGUAUCAAGAAAUCAAGCACUUUUGCCCUCGAACACCUGUUGUCCUUGUUGGCUGCCAGCUAGACCUCCGCUACGCCGACCUGGAAGCCGUUAACCGGGCCAGACGCCCCUUAGCAAGGCCCAUAAAGAGAAGUGACAUUUUGCCCCCAGAAAAAGGCCGAGAAGUGGCGAAGGAACUUGGCAUCCCUUAUUACGAGACCAGCGUGUUUGACCAGUUCGGCAUCAAGGAUGUGUUCGACAAUGCUAUCCGGGCAGCCCUCAUCUCCCGCCGCCACCUGCAGUUCUGGAAAUCCCACUUGAAAAAAGUCCAGAAGCCUCUGCUUCAGGCGCCCUUCCUACCUCCGAAAGCCCCUCCCCCGGUCAUCAAGGUCCCCGAGUGUUCCUCCAUGGGGACAAGCGAUGCUGCCUGUUUACUGGACAACCCUCUGUGCGCUGACGUCCUCUUCAUUCUCCAGGACCAGGAGUACAUCUUCGCGCACCGCAUUUACCUCGCUACCUCUUCUUCCAAAUUCUACGACCUUUUUUUAAUGGAAUGUGAAGAAUCCCCCGGUUGGGGUGGGGGAGCUGGUGAGGAGGUGCCAUGCAGGGAUUGUCACGGGCGGAUGCAGGGUAUUGGUCCAGCCGAGGAAGGGAAGAAAAGUCCCCAGAGGACCCCUCAGGCUGGCCCAGGAGCAUCUUCAGGCCAGGACCUGCCGGAGAGUCUAGCUUUGCAGGCCGAGGCCUCAGGUUCUGAGGCACAGGCCCUGUCUGGCUGGAGCAAGGGAUUUGUCAGCAUGCACAAAGAGGUGCGGGUCAACCCCAUUUCUAAGCGGGUGGGCCCAGUGACCGUUGUCAGGCUGGACCCAUCGAUGCAGUCAGGCCCUUUCCGGACCCUGCUACGAUUCCUCUACACUGGGCAGCUGGAUGAGAAGGAGAAAGAUUUGCUGGGGUUGGCUCAGAUGGCCGAGGUCCUGGAGAUGUUCGAUCUGAGGAUGAUGGUGGAGAAUAUCAUGAACAAGGAAGCCUUUAUGAACCAGGAGAUCACAAAAGCCUUCCAUGUCAGGAAAGCCAAUCGGAUCAAAGAGUGUCUCAGCAAGGGCACCUUCUCAGAUGUGACCUUUACCUUGGAUGAUGGAGCCAUCAGUGCCCACAAACCACUGCUGAUCUGUAGCUGCGAGUGGAUGGCCGCCAUGUUUGGGGGGUCCUUUGUGGAAAGCGCCAACAGUGAGGUGCGUCUCCCCAGUAUAAACAAGAUGUCGAUGCAGGCGGUGUUGGAAUACCUCUACAGCAAGCAGUUGUCGCCCGCCUUGGACCUGGACCCCCUGGAGUUAAUUGCCUUGGCAAACAGAUUUUGCCUGCCACACUUGGUUGCACUCGUAGAGCAGCACGCUGUCCAGGAGCUCACCAAGGCCGCUGUCAGUGGAGUGGGCAUCGAUGGUGAAGUGCUCUCUUACUUGGAGCUGGCACAGUUUCACAACGCCAACCAGCUAGCCGCCUGGUGUUUACACCACAUCUGCACCAACUACAACAGUGUCUGCUCCAAGUUCCGCAAGGAAAUCAAAUCCAAGUCAGCAGAAAACCAAGAGUACUUUGAGCGGCACCGCUGGCCCCCCGUGUGGUACCUGAAGGAGGAAGACCACUACCAGCGUGUGAAGAGGGAGCGAGAGAAGGAGGACCUGGCGCUGAAGAAGCACUAUUCGAGGAGAAAGUGGUGUUUCUGGCACUCGUCCCCAGCUGUCGCCUGAAGAGGAGAGAGAGGGACAGGUCAUCCUCUCGGCCACCUCCACCGCUGACAGCUCUACCUGCGGUAGAAACCAGUCUCCUUAGCCAUCGGCGCGGUUAGGGUUUGGGGCACUGGCUUCUCCACUCGUGUGCAUUUAUAUCUCCAUCAGGAUCAAAGCACAAGCUCGACAUCCUUGAGCCUGGACAUAAAAGGAAGCUGACUGGCUCACCGCAUUCCUUCAACCUACACCUGUUUUUGUGGGUUUUUUUUUUGUUGUUGUUGUUUUGUUUUGUUUUGUUUUGUUUUUGGUUAGGAAGCUUAAUACACUUUAGUGCAUUAUUUUAUUCCUUUUUAUACAAAGACAAACAAAUCCAGCUUUCACGUUUCAGAUUCCGGAUUGGAAAGUAUUUUUAUAUGGUCUCUUGUAUUUCAUUGAAAUGACAAUACUGUAUAUUACUUUAAUUUCAUAGGCCACGCAUUGACCGCGAAGUUGCCCCAUGAGUCUCUCGGCCCCACGUGACCACCGCAGAGCAUUACUCAUAAUUACAGAGUUAUCUUUUUGUUGUGAGGCAAAGGGUUGGGCUGAAAUCCCCCCCGGAGUACAAGCUGGAAGCGCUUAAUCUUUGUUCUGAUGAACAACAUUGGUAUAAUUACCUAUUUACAAGAUUUUUCUAUUUAAGUGCUAGUAAUUAUAUGGUUAUCGGUGCCAUAUAAACUAUGGUGAGGGCAAAUAUCCUACUGUUUAAGUUGUCUAGAUUCAAGAGGAUAAUCCUCAUAGUCAUUAGAAGGGCUUAUUAAAUUCCAGUGCUAUCAGGGGCAAGAUUGGCUGGCAGACCUGGGUACCUACGACAGGGUUCGAGUACUGCUAUUGGAUGACUGUGUCAGGGUUGGUGGCUCUCAGUGUCCUGUAAUUUUGCUGGGCUUCUACUGGCCAACCCUUUGGCAACCUGAACAGAGAUGAGCGAAGGAGAAAAGACUCGUCCCACUGUCUACAGGUCUGGCACCUCAGCCCUCACACCCAUGGCCAACUUCACUUUGUAAAGACACAGAUUUUUUUUAACUCUUCCCAGGGAAAAUUCAGGUCACCACUAAAGUAGGCCAAGGCAGACCACCUGCUUCUACAGCGGUCCCACGGAGCCUGUGAAAGCACAAAGCUGGAGGCCGGGGCCUGCUUUCUCCAGCAGUGAAAGGAGCCAAAUCCCAAGAGCCUAGGAAAUGGUGCUAUUGUGUGUUAGGUAGUUCUGACCCCGUGUCCUUUGGGAAGUUCAGUGUUAGUACAGAACGUGGAGAACAGGGGAGCUCUCAAGAGGCAUCAACAUCAUUGCCCCCUCGGCAGAUUAAAAUGUUACAGUACACACAUUCACUCUCAUGCGUGUACACACACACACACACACACACACACACACACACACACACACACACCAUUAGAGAGUCAUAGUGCCGCAGCUGCCUCGGGAUGCUGUGUGCUGGACACUGGGGCUCAUCCUGUUGGGAGGUCACCUUACUGAUGCUAAGGGCUAUUGAUAUUUUUGUUUGUUUGUUUUUGUUUUCUAGGGGUUUUUUUUUCUGAAGAUGAAAAGGAGACAGUUGAGUUCAAACUCCAAAUGCCAUGUACAUUUGAAAAAUCCGUGUAGCGCACAGGCAAGCAUUUGUUUCUGGCAUGACCACAUACCAGAUACAAGAGCUUAGAAAGACCCAGGAAUGCACCAACCACCCUCUCAUGGCAGAGAGGGAGCAGCAGAAGAGGGAGUCUGAUAAAGCCUCCCCCCUUUACCUUGUUAAUAGGGCGAAUAACUAGUGGACAGAGAGAGUAGGUAGAAUGGGAGGAUAUAUGUCAGAACUCGGGAAGAAACGGCAUAUAGCCACCUUCAGAUCUUAGAGGUUGUGUGUUCAGUGAGUAGUGCUAGUUGAAUUUAACAACCAAAGCUCCAUCUGAUUGUACUCUUGCCAAAACAUACCAGACACAUACAUGAACAUGGGGCAUAAGCAAUAAUACCCACUCAUGUUCUUCACAGCUGCUGGAACCAAGUGGCUGGUUCAUUUGGUUGACUGAUUAGCCUUUAACCAUGGUGGUUUGUUUCAUGUUUUUUAUUUCACAAAAAGCCAAUAAAAUUGUUUAGCUAUAAAAAAAA
This is a messenger RNA of Peromyscus leucopus (white-footed mouse), 4554 nucleotides long. It is a transcript of the gene Rhobtb1, whose product is annotated as Rho related BTB domain containing 1. Gene Ontology annotation, molecular function: ubiquitin protein ligase binding; GTP binding; GTPase activity. Bases 357 to 2444 code for a protein of 695 amino acids. Gene Ontology annotation, cellular component: cytoplasm. Gene Ontology annotation, biological process: regulation of proteolysis; small GTPase-mediated signal transduction; proteasome-mediated ubiquitin-dependent protein catabolic process. Lineage: Eukaryota; Metazoa; Chordata; Mammalia; Rodentia; Cricetidae. The record is from RefSeq and is a predicted model, not a curated record. The transcript has 10 exons.